CAGAGUCGCAGACUCUCCCCAUCACCACCCUUUAAAUUGGAACCCAUCUCUCCUCUCUGCGCCCCUCAGAGCUUAAACACAGUUCCAGAAAAGGAAAGAACAGACGAGGAAGAAACAAAGAAGAACUGCCAUCAAAUUUUUGUUUGUUUCUUCCGUCUUUGAUCAAAGUAGCUUUUAGCCAAGACGGGUCUACCGCUGUGGAUGCUUGGGUUGGGCGCGGAUCGCUUGCGUGCCGACAUGAAUCGCCUACUCGCGUUACUCUUCCACCAGGGAGUCCUGGACGAGCAGUUCCUGCAGCUACAGCAGCUUCAAGAUGAGACUUCUCCCAACUUUGUUUAUGAGGUAGUGACCAUUUUCUUCAACGAAUCGGAGAAGCUUCUAAGAAAUCUCAGAGAACUCUUGUUGGAUAAAGAGUUCUCGGACUACAAGAAGAUAGGAAUCCAUCUGAACCAGUUUAUGGGUAGCAGCUCUAGCAUAGGAGCUAAGAGGGUCAGAAACGUAUGUGUAGCCUUUCGCGCCGCUUCUGAGCAGAACAACAGAGCUGGAUGCUUGCGAGCUUUGGAGCUGUUGGAGCACGAAUACUGCUAUCUCAAAAAUAAAUUGCACGAACUCUUCCAAAUAGAGCAGCAGCGAGCUAUGGCAGCGGCAGUUAGGUAUCCGAUACAGGACUGAAACAAAGGUUCGACGACGCUUGAAGUUCGCACGGUCGUGUUUCUUGUUGCAUCCACCUUCGCCUAAUUACAAUAGAAGAAGAAGAAGAGAGAGAGAAAGGCCAUGCCCAAUGCCUCGCUCUGCCUUCUCUUUAUUGUAGAGUUAUUCUUUGAUGCCUGUUGUAUUGUAAGUUUGAAUGCAGAGAAGUAGUACUUCGAGGCUUAAGCUGCACCUGUCUUCUAACAUCAUGAUGAUCCAUGUGUAAUCUUUAAUGGCUUUUUAAGUCUUUA
This is a messenger RNA of Nelumbo nucifera (sacred lotus), 941 nucleotides long. It is a transcript of the gene HP6, whose product is annotated as histidine phosphotransfer protein 6. The record is from RefSeq and is a predicted model, not a curated record. Gene Ontology annotation, molecular function: protein histidine kinase binding; histidine phosphotransfer kinase activity. NCBI's taxonomy places the organism in Eukaryota, Viridiplantae, Streptophyta, Magnoliopsida, Proteales, Nelumbonaceae. Gene Ontology annotation, biological process: cytokinin-activated signaling pathway; phosphorelay signal transduction system; phosphorylation. Gene Ontology annotation, cellular component: cytoplasm; nucleus.